GUACUACCAAUCGUUCUUAAACCUAGACAUAGAGGUCGGCCGGGAGUGCUGAAUGAUGCUUCCGGACGGAUGAUAAGAAAACUUUCGGUUUCUCACGCGUUUGUUGUUAGCGCAUAUUAUUACCCGAAAUCAUCAUUGUUAGGCAAUAAUGCAAUAGCAUUGAAUGUUGUGUUUGAUUCAGUGAGCCACAAUCUCGAUCAUGUUAUCAUGAUAGGAACAAAUGACACUGAAGAAACACAGUUCGUCGCUCGAACCCAGGUGGAAUCAUCUGAAGCUUGCCGCUAUGCUACAACAGUGGCAACUGCUAACACUGUGGAAAAUUUGACAAAGCUGGAGAUUGAGUCAAACGACCAUAAAAUUGAGAUCCCAUUUAAAGUAGCUAGGACAUCUGCUCCUGCUCCAGUUGUUAUCUGUGUGUCCCCACAAUUCGCUGCAGAACAAUGGCAGCUCCUAGUAGUUCAUGCUCAUGUUGCUCGAUACUUUGGUGGUCACAUUCAUUUAUACGUUACCAGCCUCGUCGAUUCAUUCUAUGAUCUGGCCGUUGAAUAUGAGAAGCACGGAUAUAUAACACUAGACUUCUGGAUGCGUUUGAAAUUUGCCAAUGCUUCUAAAGAUGCUGUAGAACCAAAUCUUCACGCUGAGCUUAGAAACCAAGCUGGUGCAGAGUCGGACUGUCUGUUGCAAUACAAAGAAGCCGCAGCCUUCAUUAUGUUUUUCGACUUGGAUGACAUUCUAAUCCCACGAGGAUUCAACAACUAUUUUGACGAAAUCACAUCUCUAUACAAACGACAUCCACGUACCCAAACAUUCCAGUACACGAAACGAGAACUUUUGACAUACAACAAGCCAACAGUUGAAGAUAUCAACAUCAAAGAAACACUCGGACACGUUUGGUUUGUGAAUGAGGAAGACUAUGGGAAGAUCAUAACGGAUCCAUCAAAACUCAAUUCAAUGUGGAUUCAUCAGUCAUGGAAUGUCAAAAAGAACUAUAUCAGUCGCACAAACUACAUUAUACAUCUUCAAAAACCAGUGGACCCCGAUGGCCACGAUCCGGUUUCUUAUCGAAGGAGUGACUUUGAUGAGAUGAUUAGUAUGAAGUUCAACACUUCAAUAUUGGAUCCAAUUCAAGAAGACUUGGAACGAUUUAUCAAUUCCACUAAGCUUCCAGAAAUUUCCAAAAGGCUUCCAAAGAAAACAUUCUACUUCCCGAUUAUUUAUCGUUGUUACUUUGAAAAGUUUUAUAGGAGACCAAAGAAGGAUUCAUGUCCGAAUGGAGAAGGAUGCCAGAUGCCUCAACGACACGACAUUAACUGUGUAAAUGCAGAUGCGGAUUUCAAAUCUGGGCCACCAAUGAAUCCAAUCACUUACCACUAUCAUGUGAAUACUCGAUGGACAAAACAAAAAGGUUGU
Molecule: messenger RNA, 1410 nt
Organism: Caenorhabditis briggsae
Lineage: Eukaryota; Metazoa; Nematoda; Chromadorea; Rhabditida; Rhabditidae
Exons: 5
Source: RefSeq, a predicted model, not a curated record